This is a messenger RNA of Prosopis cineraria, 1225 nucleotides long. RefSeq lists its product as uncharacterized. The transcript has 3 exons. The record is from RefSeq and is a predicted model, not a curated record. The coding region runs from base 213 to 908 and encodes 231 amino acids. NCBI's taxonomy places the organism in Eukaryota, Viridiplantae, Streptophyta, Magnoliopsida, Fabales, Fabaceae.
CUUGAACGAUUGGUUGCCACGAAAUCAGAUGAUAGCCCACGUGUAUAGCAGAAUGAGGCCGUAGUGAGUCCUGACUAAAUUCAGCCGAGGACACGCCUGCGUUGUCCCUAAUUGCAUUUGCAUGUUAUUUCUCUCUUCUUCAUCUUCAUAUUUCAUCUUCCUUUCCAAAUUCUUACUGUUAUUCCAUUUCCAUCUCCAACAAACUACUCAAAAUGGCGGAGUCCUGUGAAACUGUUGACCCCAAGCCCAACGGAGCAUAUGUCGAAAUCGCCGGAGAGAAAGACAUCGAUGGCGCCUUUCAGUCCACAAAGGAGAGGGAGACCUUGUACGAGAUUCUUCACCAUAUGGGUUCCGCGAUUUUGGUUGCUCAUAAGGGCAACAGUGCACCUCUACUGCAGCGGAUCAAGACUUCCGUAUCUCAGUACGCUCCUCGCAUUCCUGAAGCUUCUAGAAACACCGGUCAGGAUGUUCUUCUCUGGACUCGUCGAGGCAGCCCUCUCCGGGCUCUCCUUGUCAUCUCGGUUGGGACAAUCACUCUUGUUUCCUUGACAGGGUUGUCUGUCUUUCUGCUUUUGGUUCUGGCGGCAACUUUCAAUGCCAUUGUUAUUUCCCUUUUUGUGUCUUUGGCAGUAGCGGGAGGAUUCUUGGCCCUUUUCUUCGCAUCUGUAACAGCUAUAUAUAUUGGAGCAUUAUCGAUAGCCAUAUUUGCUAUUUGCGCUGCUUCAUUCUGGGCAAUUGUGGCUAUACUCAUAACUACAGGUUGGAUUGGAUUCUUCUGCACUUUGUGGUUGGCAACUAGAAAGAGCUUUGAACUGGCUAAACAAUUCUUGACUGUGACUAGCACUGCCGUUGCAAAUUAUGCGGAUGCUCGGCAUCCCCUCAAGAUGGAAAAUUUGGACUCAGAUUGAGGCUCAUUAUGCAUAAAAGGUUUAUGCACAACACCUAUUUUGUAUUGCUUCUGUUUGUGCAUGCUUUUUGAGAAGACACCAUUUCCAGUAGAAAAUAUAGUGUGGUGUGUUGUCCUAUGUCCAUACUCCUGGAUCUUGCAUGCCUAUGAUUUUGUUGUUUUAUCACGAAUGAACGAGAGAUGGUAAGGUAGAUUGAUGUUGUGUGAUCCAGUUGAAUAAAAUUGUGGGGCUUUCUUUCACUCAAGAAAAAAUCCAGCUCACUGUUGUUGUAUUUAUUAAUUUUAUAUUACAUGAGUAUAUGCUGGUGUCGGUGUGUA